AUGUUGAAAGAUUUGUUUCACCUUUUUUGUGCAAUUCAAUUCGCUUACGGCUGUUACUACGAUUAUACUUAUGUUAGAAUACCCAGUACUUCGACAACAGUGACCCCAUUUGGAGGAAAGUUAAAAUACUUGACUUAUUUAAAUGCGUUACUACAAACAAUAUACUUCUUUGUGGCUCUGAUCAAUGAUCUAAUUGGCACUAAUGAAUCGGCACCAUCUAACAAACCGCUCAUCAGAAGAUCUAAGGAUAUAUUAUUUAGUUCAUUGGCAUUUCCAUUGUCACUAUUUGUAGGAGAAUCUUUAAAUACAGUUGUAUGGUCUAAAGAAGUUGAAUCAACUGUAAAAUCAGGAAAGAAAAAGGCUAAA
Brenthis ino (lesser marbled fritillary) is the source of this 366-nucleotide messenger RNA. NCBI's taxonomy places the organism in Eukaryota, Metazoa, Arthropoda, Insecta, Lepidoptera, Nymphalidae. The record is from the annotation of a GenBank genome assembly.